Messenger RNA from Chroicocephalus ridibundus (black-headed gull), 1168 nucleotides. RefSeq names its product nucleophosmin/nucleoplasmin 2 (gene NPM2). Gene Ontology annotation, molecular function: RNA binding; chromatin binding; histone binding. NCBI's taxonomy places the organism in Eukaryota, Metazoa, Chordata, Aves, Charadriiformes, Laridae. The transcript is spliced from 11 exons. The coding region runs from base 298 to 1107 and encodes 269 amino acids. Gene Ontology annotation, biological process: positive regulation of DNA replication; chromatin remodeling. The record is from RefSeq and is a predicted model, not a curated record. Gene Ontology annotation, cellular component: nucleolus; nucleoplasm; cytoplasm.
GGGGACGGGACACAAGGGAAUGGGGAUGCGGCAGGAUGGGACAUGCCGGGACAGGGACGUGGGACAUGGCGAGGCAAGGUGGCCCAUGGCAGACUCCAAGGUGGCCCAUGGCAGGGCAUGGUGGCCCAUGGCAGGGCACGGUGACCUGUGGCAGGGUGUGGUGGCACACAGGAGGGCAUGGGGACCUGUGGCAGGGCAUGGUGGCCCACAGGAGGGCAUGGUGGCCCAUGGCAAGGCAAGGUGGCACAUGACAGGUCACAGUGACCUGUGACAUUACCAGAUGGCACGCAGCAGGGCAUGGUGACCUGUGGCAGACCAACAUGGCAUGUGGCAGGACACGGUGACCUGUGGCAGGGCAUGGUGGCCCAUGGCAGACCAAGGUGGCACAUGGCAGACCAAGGCCGAGAGGAUCCCGCAGCCAUGUCCCUUACGGGCAGCGCUGACAUCGACGGCAAAUCCGAGAAGCCCAUGUCCCUCAUGUGGGGGUGCGAGCUGAGCAGCCAGCAGGACUUCCACACCUUCCGGACGCUGGAGGAAUGGCCGUGCCAGCAGCAGCUGGCCCUGUGGACGGUCUCCCUGGGGGAGGCGGCGCGGGAUGAGUUCCACGUGGUGGAGAUGGUGCCUGUCGAGGAGGGGGAUGCUCACGCCCCGGUGCCCCUGGCCACGCUGAAGCCCUCUGUGCUGCCCACGGCCACCCUGGUGGGAGUGGAGCUGACACCUCCCGUCACCUUCCGCUUGAGAGCCGGCUCCGGACCCGUCUACAUCAGCGGGCAGUUCCUCACCAUGAUACCCGACCUGUCCUGGGAGGAGGAGGAGGAGGAAGAAGAAGAAGAAGAGGAGGAUGCCGAGGAAGAGGAGCCAGCAGAGGAAUCCGCCAUGGGCCAAGCUGCCAGGAAGGGCAGUGCCACCAAGAGUCAGAGGCUCCGUAGCCGGUCCCCGUCCUGCCUGUGCGUUCCCGGUCCCGCCACCUACGUUUUCCUGUCUUUCCCCCAGAAGAGGAGGCUGGAGAAGGAGGAUGAGCUCAGGAAUAACGUCUCCCCCGAGGAUCCUCUUCCCAGCAAGGGGCGAGGAGCCGCCUGGGGCAAGAAGGCAGCAGCAAAGAAGUAGCAGGAGCUGCGGCAGAGCCUGGCCAGGUGCGGAAGAGCCUGGAAAGCUGCCGCUUUGGUCU